Messenger RNA from Lodderomyces oxycetoniae, 1188 nucleotides. RefSeq names its product alpha-1,6-mannosyltransferase (gene MNN11). Gene Ontology annotation, molecular function: alpha-1,6-mannosyltransferase activity. The transcript has a single exon. Gene Ontology annotation, biological process: protein N-linked glycosylation. NCBI's taxonomy places the organism in Eukaryota, Fungi, Ascomycota, Pichiomycetes, Serinales, Debaryomycetaceae. Gene Ontology annotation, cellular component: mannan polymerase complex; Golgi membrane. Bases 1 to 1188 code for a protein of 395 amino acids. The record is from RefSeq and is a predicted model, not a curated record.
AUGAAUAACCGAAAGCGAUUGCCGUUGAUUAUAAUUGGACUACUUUUUCUAUGGUACAUCUUCAACCCAUUUGCUUUCAUUUCGCACAUUUUCCAUACUUCAACGGUACGUUCAUAUCCUCCUCCUCACCCGUAUUCUUCUAAGCACACGAUUGAAACCCAGUUGAAGCUGAUAUAUCCACGUAUACAGGAUGCAAAUUAUUUGAAACAACUUGGAGUUCGAAAUUUAAUAGCACUGGUAAAAACACCAGGAUAUGAUGAACCCGAACUCAAGUCCUUGAACAUAUUAGAUGACGAAGAUACAAGUGUUCAAAAAGCCAAAGAAGACGAACAAAAUGAGAAGGAUCCGUUGUUAAAAGCUAAAAAUUAUUUCAAGAAUCAGGACAAAAUUGUUUAUAGACCAAAGUCCCUAGACAAUUAUCCCGAGGUGGUUAUUGUUACAGUUGUUGAUUUCAACAAGUAUUCUGAGGGGGGAUUAGUCAAGAUUGUUCAAAAUAGAGUAGACUAUGCUCAUUAUCAAAAAUGUGGACUUUAUGUGCGUUGGGCACAAGAGUUUAUUCCACAACUUGGAUCGCUUGCGGCUUUAGAAGAUGACCAGAAAUCAAAAUGGGUUAGGCUAUUUUGUUUAAGAGCCGCAAUGUUUGCUUUUCCCCAUGCUCAAUGGUUCUGGUAUUUGGAUGAGAAUGGACUUAUUAUGGAUAUGUCGCGCAACAUUCAACAAAUUUUAUUAAAUCCAGAAGCUUUAGAGAAGCAAAUGUUACGGGACCAGCCAUUGAUUCCACCAGAUGGAUUGAUCAAAACAUACAAAAGCACAAAAGCAAAGUCAAUCAAGUUGAUAGCUGCACAAUUGGAUACAAUGAUUGAAACCGGUUCGUUUUUUGUUAAAAAUGACGCCUUUGGUAAAGCGCUAGUGGAUAUUUGGAGCGAUAAACUUUAUUUGAAUUACAAAAGUUUCCCGUAUGAAACUGACUCGGCCUUAACUCAUAUAUUGCAAUGGCAUCCUCUUGUGUUGAGCAAGACCGCUCUUGUUCCUGCUAAAGCCAUCUGUGCUCCCCAUUCUAGUAAAGACUCAAAGAACACUUAUCAAGAUGGAGACUUUGUUGCAUCAUGGAGCUCAUGCAAGACCAAUGAAGAAUGCGAAUCGAUUCUAAAUAUUUAUCAAAACAAAUUGACAGAGUCAAAACCUUAG